UGCAAUUUGUAUAUACAAAAUGCAAAGUAUACAGUAUAUAUAUAUAUAACAGUAUGUAAAUAGAGUCUGCAAGCAUCCUAAACUUUACAUAUUUGAUAAAUAAAGUGAAAAUUUCAAGUGAUAAUCCGUGCAAACAGUGAAAGUAGUGAUAACUGAAAUAUUAACAAUACGAUAUCUUGGGUAUACCAGCGUCUGAUCGCAUCGUUGAUAUUAAGUUGUCAAUGUUGUUGUUGACGUUGGAUUAUUGCCGUCUGUACUUACACAUUUAUUUAAUAAUGUACAAUUAUAAUAAUAAGUAUAGGAUUUAAAAAAGAGGUUGCAUGCAUUGCGUCUUCGUUUGAUGAUUUGGAAUCAAAGAUCAAAUCAUCGGUGCCAACAACCUCAUGUGUACAUAAAGGUAGUAGAGAAGGUGAAACAAAACAUAAACAUCGAUAAUGAAUAACUCGAUAAUACCCGCGCGCUUCUACGGCCACUCGUUGACACCCCUGUUCAACGAGCGAGCCAAAAAAGUCCAGGAAGCAAAGAAGCACAUCAGGUACAGUGACCCGUGGGACAUCAACCCGCGUGCCAGGCCCUUGACGAGUCCGUCUCCCUACAAACAAGAGUUUUGGAAGCAAAACGAGGCCCUAGCCAAUGCCGCCGAACUAUCCGAGUACGAUGACAUACUCUGCUGCUUCGUCUUCCAGGAUGAGAACGAGAGGCGUCGCUUCAUCGUCACCUACCCCGAAGACUUUUGGACAGACUGCGAACGCAUGCCGCUGGAAAAACGGGUCUUCUACGAGGUGAUUCCAGAGCUGUCCCCUUGCUUUCUAUACUACGAUCUCGAAUUUGAGGUCGACCUGAAUCCUGACAAGGAUGGAGUACGCAUGGCCCAAACUCUCAUCCACGUCACUUGCGAAUACAUCGCCUACCACUGGAAGUGCUCCUGCGACAGAAGAGCCGUCAUUAACCUGGACUCCUCGCGUCCGGGAAAAUUCAGUAAGCACUUGAUUUUCAGUACCUCGGACUUUGCCUUUUCCAAUAAUUAUCACGUGGGCUAUCUAGUCAAAAUGAUUUGCUCCGAUCUUGUUGAUUACGUCUCACGCGAAAGUGCUCAGCACGACGUUCUGAGCAAGUUCAGUAAGGAAAGUCUCGAGGAAUUAUUCAUAGAGACCAACAAGGGAAAAAAGCUCUUUGUAGAUCUCAACGUUUAUACCAAAAAUAGACAUUUCAGAGUGUACAAAGCCACCAAGUGGGGAAAACACUCGCAUUUACAGCAAGCUCCCGAGUGCCAGUACAGUUGGCCCAAAAAGCCCAAAAGCAAAGAAAUGGAGAUAUUUUUGAAUUCUCUGGUUUCUUACAUGCCAAGAAAGAAAAAGCUUCAACUUUUGUCAUUUGAUCAAGACAAAAAGAGCAAAAUUUUGUCUUACUCUCAGCAUACAGAAAUGAAGCAAAAUUAUGCUCCCAAAGAAUAUGCAAAAUCACCAUAUCCGGUAUUAGAUAAAUAUAUAUCUGAACUUAUUAAACCAGGAAAAGUUAGGGACAGCAAGUUUUUUGAAAUCAGACAAUUAAUUAUUUAUGAAAUCGUCGGCUUCAGGUACUGUGAAAAUAUUGGUAGAUGGCACAAGAGCAACAAUGUGUACUACAUUGUUGACAUAGUCAAUAAAACGAUGUACCAGAAAUGUCAUGAUGAAGAUUGUGCUGGUUUCAUUUCUGAUCCAAAAAGAUUACCUGUUGAAGUGACAUUUUAUUUUGAAGAUGAAUGUGAUCCUUUGUUUUUGGAUCUCAACGAUUACAAUGCAAAAGAUUAAUUUUUGGCAUGUACAAAUCACAAGGUGUCUUAUCUACAAGUAUUAAUAUACUGUAAAAUAGCUUUUUAUUUAUUUUAAAAACAAUGUCAACUUUCAUUAUGAAAUUGAUAUAUUUAACAGUUUUAAUAGAUAUACAUAUAUGUACAUAAUAUCCAUAGAUAGUUAACAAUUGUUUGCUAUUCAUUUUAAAAGCGGAACACUUUUUUAGUUGUCCUAUUUUCACGAUUACAAAAUUUUUAUGCAA
Molecule: messenger RNA, 2034 nt
Organism: Copidosoma floridanum
Lineage: Eukaryota; Metazoa; Arthropoda; Insecta; Hymenoptera; Encyrtidae
Product: DNA-directed primase/polymerase protein
Biological process (GO): error-prone translesion synthesis; replication fork processing; response to UV
Cellular component (GO): nucleus; mitochondrial matrix
Molecular function (GO): chromatin binding; DNA-directed DNA polymerase activity
Source: RefSeq, a predicted model, not a curated record